Molecule: messenger RNA, 603 nt
Organism: Topomyia yanbarensis
Lineage: Eukaryota; Metazoa; Arthropoda; Insecta; Diptera; Culicidae
Product: acyl-CoA-binding protein homolog
Exons: 3
Coding region: 148-411 (87 amino acids)
Biological process (GO): fatty acid metabolic process
Molecular function (GO): long-chain fatty acyl-CoA binding
Source: RefSeq, a predicted model, not a curated record
UUUAGCUUUGCUUUACUUUGAUAUAUUAAUUAUGGUUGUCUAAUAACAAUCUAUCGCGCGAUUGGUUUCCUCGUUGUUUCACGCAAUGAUGAAUAAGUCUGUUUGAGACUCUGAUUACUUGAUAAUCGACAAUCAACAAUCUCCAUAAUGUCACUAGAUCAGAAAUUCGACGAAGCCGCCUUGAAGGUAAAAGCGUUCACCAAACGUCCCACCGAUCAGGAACUGUUGCAAGUGUAUGCCCUGUUCAAGCAGGCCACCGUCGGCGAUAACACUACCGCGAAACCCGGCCUGCUGGACCUGAAGGGCAAGGCCAAAUGGCAAGCGUGGAUGGACAAGAAGGGAACAUCCCAGGAUGCUGCGAAAGAGGCCUACAUUAAACUGGCGGAAGAGUUGGCUUUAAAAUACCAGUGAAAAUAGCUGCGGACUUAACAGAACUGAUAAAAAAUUACCUUUACUUACGAAUUGUGGCUUUGAUAUAAUUAUAUAGUAAUAGCGGCUACCAAAACAUCACACUAUGUGUAAACUAUUGUUCAUUCAUCAAAGAUUUGAAGUGUUUCUUAUAUGGAUCAUGUAAACUAGAAAAAAGGGUAAUAUUACCUUGAA